Papaver somniferum (opium poppy) is the source of this 1057-nucleotide messenger RNA. RefSeq lists its product as uncharacterized. The transcript has 4 exons. Bases 197 to 802 code for a protein of 201 amino acids. Gene Ontology annotation, biological process: sphingoid catabolic process. Gene Ontology annotation, cellular component: endoplasmic reticulum. The record is from RefSeq and is a predicted model, not a curated record. NCBI's taxonomy places the organism in Eukaryota, Viridiplantae, Streptophyta, Magnoliopsida, Ranunculales, Papaveraceae.
AAAACAACGCGGACACCUGACACAGUCCUCUUUGCUUCCGUCUCCUUCUUCAUGCCAAAAGGACUGUAGAAAACAACCUCAACGACCCAUUCCGUCUCCUUUCCAUCAUCUUCUUCUUCUCAAAACCAUUCAUUAAUUAAAACCACAGAAAUCAACAUUCCCUAUACGUUUCUCAGGUUUCUUAAAUUUUUUUUGAAUGGCGAAAAGAAGUGGAUUACUUGAUCUUGAGAAACAUUUUGCUUUUUAUGGAGCUUAUCAUAGUAACCCAGUCAAUAUUUUCAUCCAUACUUUAUUAGUUUGGCCUAUUUUCUUCACAUCUUUGAUCUUACUCAACUUUAUACCCAUACCCUUUCAUCUUCUUCCUCAAAUUGAAGCUUCAGCAGCAUUUGGGAACUUGGUUUUGAAUUUUGGGUUCUUUUUUACAUUAAUCUAUGCUUUGUAUUAUGUAUUGUUGGAUGUUAAAGCUGGUUCAUUAGCUGCUCUUCUAUGUUUCUUCUGUUGGGUUGGAGCUAGUUCUGUUGCUCAGACACUUGGGUUCUCUCUGGCUUGGAAGGUAGUUCUGGGUGCUCAGUUGUUCUGCUGGACUGGACAAUUUAUAGGCCAUGGAGUCUUUGAGAAGCGAGCACCUGCGUUAUUUGACAACCUUACUCAAGCAUUUUUAAUGGCACCAUUCUUUGUUUUGCUCGAGGUUCUUCAGAUUAUCUGCAAAUAUGAGCCAUAUCCCGGUUUCCAUAAAAGUGUGCAAGCGAAGACUGAUGCUGAUAUCAAAGAAUGGAAAGAAAAAAAGGGGAAGAAAGCUUAGUGUGUAACAACUUUUUGUUUCCUUUAAUGCUGAUUAUCUAGAUGAACCAAAGGCUGGUGCAGAGACAUGUUCUAGCACCACAAAGAUAAGUGUGUAAAAUAUGUGAAUUUGUGACAUUCAUAGUAGCAUCAUGCCAUCACCAUAUAAGUGCUGUGAACCACUCCUCGCAUUACCGUAUAAGAUUGUCUAGUUACAGUAUGUCUCAAAACUGCAAUCAUCCUUGUGGAAUCAAAUGGAAUCUAAUAUACAAAACAA